Molecule: messenger RNA, 1462 nt
Organism: Drosophila obscura
Lineage: Eukaryota; Metazoa; Arthropoda; Insecta; Diptera; Drosophilidae
Product: BTB/POZ domain-containing protein 9-like
Exons: 2
Coding region: 125-1321 (398 amino acids)
Biological process (GO): modulation of chemical synaptic transmission; circadian behavior; adult locomotory behavior
Molecular function (GO): protein binding
Source: RefSeq, a predicted model, not a curated record
UCGGUAUUUAGCCACAGCCAACUUCACUAGUUCUGUUGACAAGUAAGUGUGACAAAAGACAACAAAUUGUGCCUACAAACAAGAAAUUUCUGAAGAAAACUAAACAAAAACUCCAAAAGCGAAAAUGAACAGCCACGAAUCUUUUUCCUCCAUUGCCGCUAAGAGACGCCGAAUUGCCGAGCCUGAACGUGUGCAGACAUUUGGAGAGGGCGUUUUGCUUGACAUGGACCUGCUGUGCAUGAACGAUCUCUACUCGGACGUGUCGUUCUUUGUGGAGGAUCAGCGCAUAUCGGGGCAUUGCGCGAUUUUAGCCACGCGCUGUAAAUACUUUCACACGAUGCUUUUCGAAAGCAUGUCCGAGUGGAAGGAACGCCAAAUACGGCUUACCGUGCCGCUGGAGGCAUUUAAGGUAAUCCUCGGCUAUCUAUACUCGGGCACUCUGCCCAUGUCCACAAUGGACGUGGGUGCCAUCUUCCAAGUGCUCGGUUUGGCCAAUCUGUAUGGCCUGCUGCAACUUCAGACGUUCCUAACCGAACAUUUGCUGGAAACUCUGUCCGUUGGUAACGUGUGCACAAUCCUGGAUACAGCGCGCCAAUUCAAUAUUGCAGACCUGAUCACGAAAUCACUCAAUUUCAUCGAUGCCAAUGGGGCCAAGGUUAUAGAAGACGAUUCCUUCCAAAAGCUGUCCAAGGAAUCACUUGAAGAAGUCCUUUCUCGGGAGACUUUAAUUGCCCAUGAACUAAAUGUCUUUUACGCGGUAAAAGAAUGGAGUCGCCACAACCCGGACGUGGACAUCAAGUCGGUGGCCUCGCUUUUACGUCUCCCUCUUAUUAAAGUCGAGGACCUGCUGGGUACGGUUCGUCGCUCUGGACUUGUCGACGCAAACAACAUAUUCGACGUCAUCGAUAAAGCGAUCAAGUCGGAGAAUCUGCCCUAUCGUGCCAGAGAGUCUCCAGGUGUAGAUGUGGCAUCAGUAAGCGAAUGGGGGACUCGUUCGAUGCUCAACAAGAAUGAGAUUUUAAUCGAGCUGAGCUUCUGGUGCUUUAUCAAUAAUAUCGGUAUCUGUAUCUCAGGUAUUAACAACUCAAUACAAAUGCUCGAUUUCACCGUGGCAAUCUCUUGCGACAAGACCCACUGGGUUGGCUUGGGAACUUUUAAAUUUUCAGCUUUUCCGCCCUAUCUGGAUAUCACCUUCAUGCGCAGGCCUGUUCGUUUCAUUCGUAUCUUGCAACUUACACGCAAAAAUUAUUUUAAAGAUAUGGUCAUCAGAGCAAGUCUAAGCCCAGAUACUACCCAGGAGAUGGCUUGGGAGACUGCUUGACAAUAGCGACCACUGCUGAGUGACGGUCUGCAAAUUUGUUCCUUUUCUUUAUCAUUUGAAUGGAUAUUUUUAAUUUUAAUUGCUUUAAUUAGUUUCUUCUAUUGAAUUUAAUUCUUAUAAUUACAGAUACAAUAAAUAUAG